This is a messenger RNA of Erigeron canadensis, 1129 nucleotides long. RefSeq lists its product as uncharacterized. The transcript has 11 exons. The record is from RefSeq and is a predicted model, not a curated record. Bases 56 to 955 code for a protein of 299 amino acids. Lineage: Eukaryota; Viridiplantae; Streptophyta; Magnoliopsida; Asterales; Asteraceae.
CAUUUUUGUGUAUUUUCUCUUGAUUAUCUCCUUUCCAUGAUCCUCUUCAUGUGUAAUGCAGAUAUGGGUUCCUACAAAUCCUCGAGGUGCUGAAAGGCUAGCCCCAGGUAUAGUUACAUCCGAGUCUGAUCUGUACCUUCGCAGAUUGUAUGGUAGACCCAUUGAGGACUUGACUAUCAAACAAAGGUACCUUGUAACGUUUACAGUUGGUUAUGAGCAGAAGGACAACAUUGAUAAAGCAGUGAAGAAGUUCUCAGAAAACUUCUCCAUUAUGCUGUUUCAUUACGAUGGUCGGACAACUGAAUGGAAUGAAUUUGAAUGGUCAACGAGGGCUAUUCAUGUCAGUGUUCCCAAACAAACUAAGUGGUGGUAUGCAAAACGAUUUUUGCAUCCUGAUAUACUGGCACCUUAUGACUAUAUAUUCAUCUGGGAUGAGGAUCUUGGAUUGGAGGAAUUUGAUGCUGAAAGGUACAUAAGCUUGGUUAAGAAGCAUGGUUUAGAAAUUUCCCAACCGGGUUUAUCAGCAAAUAGCAGAGUAACAUGGCAAAUGACAAGGAAACGAAAUGAUAGCGAAGUGCACAAAGAAGCUAAGGAAAGAGAUGGGUGGUGCGCUGAUCCACAUCUACCACCAUGUGCAGCAUUUAUUGAGAUAAUGGCUCCUGUUUUCUCCCGAAAAGCUUGGCGUUGUGUUUGGUAUCUUAUCCAGAACGACUUGGUCCAUGGAUGGGGUCUUGAUUUUGCUCUUAGAAGAUGCGUCGAGCCUGCGAACGAGAAAAUCGGAGUUGUAGAUGCACAGUGGGUUGUUCAUCAAACCAUUCCUUCACUUGGGAACCAAGGGAAGGCGGAGAGUGGAAAGGCAGCAUGGGAAGGGGUGAGGGAGAGAUGCAUGAAAGAAUUUACAACAUUUAAUAUGCGGAUGUCCUUAGCAGAAGCAGCACACCUGAAGGCCAAUUGAAUGCAUCAAAUUUGAUCUGCAAGCAGUUCGGGGAGUUGUAUUUGUUCUAAAUCUAUUUGUAUCUAAGUUCAAAUCGAGGUUACAGGUUUAUCUCAGAAAUACUAGUAUCUGUAUCGUAUGCCACAAAGCAAUCAUUUUGCUUAAUGUAAAGUUGCAGAUCAUUUGAUUCAAGCU